Botrytis porri is the source of this 465-nucleotide messenger RNA. RefSeq lists its product as uncharacterized. The transcript has a single exon. The coding region runs from base 1 to 465 and encodes 154 amino acids. Lineage: Eukaryota; Fungi; Ascomycota; Leotiomycetes; Helotiales; Sclerotiniaceae. The record is from RefSeq and is a predicted model, not a curated record.
AUGCAAGAAAGAGAAACCGCGAAGAAUUUUGCAAAAUUAUUGGAGAAGAAGCCAUUAGCAACUGAAUUUGCCCAACUCUCGAUCGAUGAUCUCUCUCCACUAUCAGUCUUGGCACUAGCAACCGAAGCCCAAGUAAACGUCGUAGACAAUGACAGCUUUAACAUCGCCACUGCAUCACUCAAUAUAAUCAUUGGCCUGGUCCGUUACGACAAGUCUACUUUGCUUCGUACCCUGUCAGGCGAAAGCUUCUUCUCUAGCGGGAUCAUCCAUAUGAGGACAUGCAAUAUGGCUUUCUGUCACUGGGAUGCCUGGAUUUCCAACUGCGUCAUUCGACAAGCGGUCAUUGGCACUAACGAUUCUGAUCACGAAUGGCAUCAAAAGUGUCUAAAACGUCUUUGCUUAACUAUGACGUUGGUAUGGUUACAGAUCGGGCGAAGACGUGCAAUGGUAACGGGGCUUUACUGA